Pseudozyma flocculosa PF-1 is the source of this 516-nucleotide messenger RNA. RefSeq lists its product as uncharacterized. Gene Ontology annotation, molecular function: thioredoxin peroxidase activity. Gene Ontology annotation, cellular component: cytoplasm; mitochondrion; peroxisome. Gene Ontology annotation, biological process: cellular response to oxidative stress; hydrogen peroxide catabolic process; cell redox homeostasis. NCBI's taxonomy places the organism in Eukaryota, Fungi, Basidiomycota, Ustilaginomycetes, Ustilaginales, Ustilaginaceae. The record is from RefSeq and is a predicted model, not a curated record. Bases 1 to 516 code for a protein of 171 amino acids. The transcript is spliced from 4 exons.
AUGACCAUCUCCAAGGGCGACACCAUCCCCAACGCCACCUUCGCCUACGUGCCGUGGUCGCCCGAGCUCGACGACGGCACCGCCUGCGGCGUUCCCACCAAGUUCCAGACCCACGACGAGUUCAAGGGCAAGAAGGUCGUCAUCAUCUCGGUCCCCGGCGCCUACACUCCCACCUGCCACGUGCGCCACAUCCCUCCCUUCCUCGAGAAGCUGCAGGAGUUUAAGUCCAAGGGCGUCGACAAGAUCUACGUCAUCGCCCAGAACGACCCCUUCGUCAUGAGCGCGUGGGGCGUGCAGAACAAGGGCAAGGACCAGGUCGUGUUCGCCUCGGACGUCAACCUCGAGUUCAGCAAGGGCGUCGGCUCCACCGUCGACAUGUCGGCCGCCGGCUUCGGCGUCAGGACCGGCCGAUACGCCCUCGUCGCCGAUGACCUCAAGGUGUCGUACUUUGCCGCCGAGGAGUCGCCCGGCGCCCUCGACGUCUCGUCGGCCGAGGCCGUCCUGUCCAAGCUCUGA